This is a messenger RNA of Leptopilina boulardi, 1321 nucleotides long. Its product is annotated as phospholipid-transporting ATPase ABCA3-like. Gene Ontology annotation, molecular function: ATP hydrolysis activity; ABC-type transporter activity; lipid carrier activity. Gene Ontology annotation, biological process: lipid transport; transmembrane transport. The record is from RefSeq and is a predicted model, not a curated record. Gene Ontology annotation, cellular component: intracellular membrane-bounded organelle; membrane. The transcript is spliced from 7 exons. The coding region runs from base 98 to 1321 and encodes 407 amino acids. Lineage: Eukaryota; Metazoa; Arthropoda; Insecta; Hymenoptera; Figitidae.
CUCAAUAUUAGAAAAUUUGAGUUCACUCUUAUUUCAAGGGUUAUUUUUCUCAAUAUUUCUGCAAAUAUUUGAAAACCAAAAUUUUCGUAAAUGGAAAAUGCAUUUUAAAAAAAUAACAAACUCUAUUGCAAUUUUGAAAAAGAAAAAAAAUCCUGAAUUAAUAGAUGAAUCGAUUGAAUCAAUGGAAAAACAAAUUUUAGAAGAAAAACAAAAAUGUGCAGAAUUAAUGAAGGAAUUUGAAGAAACUGGGCAAUUAAGAUCGGAAGUUUCUAUUCUAGUACAAAAUUUAACUAAACAAUAUGGAAAGCAAAUGGUGAUACAAGGAGUAGAUUUUACUGUAAAUCAAAAAGAAUGUUUCGGUUUAUUGGGCAUGAAUUCUACUGGAAAGUCAACAAUUUUAAAAAUACUCACAGGCGAAACGAAUAUUACAAAAGGAAAUGCUAUUAUUCAGAAAUAUUAUCUGGACAAUAAUUUUGACCAAUUCUCAGGAUUAGUAGGAUAUUGUCCUCAAUAUGGGGGAUUAAAUGAGUAUCUAACUGGCAGACAAAAUUUAACAUUUUUCGCAAUAAUACGUGGAAUUCCUUAUAAAAAUAUCCAAAGAGAAGUUGACAAAUGGAUGGACGUUUUCGAUCUUUUGGACUUUGAAAAUGUACAAAUAUACAAAUGUUCUUGGGGAAUACAAAAAAAAAUUUGCAUUCUACAAUGUUUAAUUGGUGACUUACCGAUUUUAUAUUUGGACAGUCCCACUAUUGGAAUCGAUGCUUUAUCAAAAAAUGUCCUUUUUGAUGUUUUAAAUCAAUCUCGAGAAAUGGGAAGAUCAUUAUUAAUCACAACCCACAGUAUCGAAGAUGUUGAGGCUUUGUGUCUUCGAGUUAGUAUUCUUCGUGAAGGAAAAUUCAUUAUUAUUGGAAAUUUUGAAGAUUUAAAAAAUAUGUAUGGAAAUGUUAUUUUAUUUGUGACGUUAAAUAAUUUAAAUCAAGAAUUAAACGAAGAAACAAAAUUUAUCAAAUAUAUUAUUAUUGAAAGUUUUCCUGGUAUUAUCCUAAAAGAAACUAGUCUCGAGAAUACUUUAACUUUUGAAAUUCCCAAACACAUUGAUUACAACAAUGUUUUAACUUUAUUACGUGAUUUAUCUGCGAAAUAUUCGUCAAUUAAUGAUUUUUCAUUGAAUCAGCCAACAUUUGAACAAAUAUUUAUUGAACUAACAAAACAAGGAGAAAAACCCAUAAAAAGAUAUGUAUUCUUUCACUUUGUCCAAUAUUUGAGAGAAAUGGUGAACUAUUUAUUAAGAAUUCGUCGAUUAUUCCAAAUUGAUUUUUAA